UCGAAAAUUUUAAAAUCGAAAUUGCUGACGGCAACCAUAACUUCUAGUUAACGGCAAUAUCAUCUGUAUGCAACAGGAUUCGUUUCAACGCUACUUCAACAGAAACUUCAUUGUGGAUGGUAUACUACAAGGUGGCCACCGCGUGAACACGUGGUUGGGUAUAACCGCCUAUGUAUACCAAAGCGCAGUGCCAGAUAAAAGGCGAACUGAACGGCAACAUCUACACCGUGGUCGGCGAUUUAAAUUUCGGCAAAAAUCGCGACGGCCGUUAAAUACGCAAAUCUCCCAAGUGUAUUUUUCGCGCCCAUUACGCUACUACAGCCUCUUCAUUCUGCUGAUCGUAAUGUUCUCUUUGCAUUUUGUGGCGCGUACAAUGUACUUCAAUCAGGUUUUUCUCCGCAGCUCAGCAGUGCUGUCCUUUGUCGGCUUCAGCCGAUUUUCAUUCUUGCAUAUAUGUGUCAUCGGCACGCUAAUACGUCAAUUCCGCAAGCAACGGGAGCUCAUCACGUGCACCAAUCGCAUGCUGCGUUUGCAGCGAAGCAUAAGCCGGAUUGCCAGCCAGCUGCGAAGCAAUGCAGGACACAUCCCAUCGCGGCCACAAUAUGACAGAUACACGGCGUUCAUGUUAUGUUGUAAGCUGAUACCGUUACUAUUGUCACCCACAUGGACUAUAUUCAUUGUGCGGAUAGAGCAUGUACUACAGCGUCCCGCAUACCUCGUUGCGCUGCUCAUCCUCUACUAUUGUCAGCUGGCUUUGCAGUUAACCCUCAGCACUUACUUUGUGAACACCUUGAUGUUGGCGCAGCAAAGCAAGAAGGUGAAUGCGCUAUUACGGACAGUCUUGCAACAAGCCGCUAAGUAUUCGUUGCAUUCACGGCCAUUCAAUACGCGUUGUCGAUAUCAGUUUCACACGCUGGUGUACAUAAUAAAGCGACUACGUUCGGCUCACGAGGCAAAUUCUCAAAUCAGUGGCUCAAUGACUCGCCUCUAUGGUCCUCAGCUGGUGGCCUUUCUCGGUUUUGUGUUGACCGAAUGCACUGUGCAGUUUUUCGUGCUCUACUUCACAUCUUGCAGUCAACAUGCUGCAUUUCCAUUUAGACCAGCACCACAGUCACGAGGAGAAUUCUGUUAUAUAAGAUGGAAUAUAUGGGCUAUGGUUUACGUCUUUGGCUUGCUCAGUGACAUGUCUUUGGUUGUCAGUGCAGCACAUCAACUGCAAUCACGUGUACAAGCCACACGAGUCGUGCUGGCGGAAGGUAGUGCUCGUUUGCCGUUGUUGCAAGCCAUGUGCCGCCAUUGCAGCGAUGUACAGUUGGCGCGUACGUUGGCCGACUUUGCUCUCUAUUUGCGCAUGGAUAAUCAACAACAACCUAAGAUUGGGCGACGCUAUGUUUCUGUUAUGAUAUGUGGCCUGUUUGCUAUGGAACGUCGUUUGAUAUUUGUCAUUUUGCAAACAAUCUUAAAUUAUCUGCUCAUACUUAUCCAGUAUGACAAAGUUACUUAAGAAAAUGUAUUAUUAUCCUUCAAUCAUAUGUUUUUUGUAGUCAUUGUAAAUAUGUUACGUAAUAAAAUACGGGCUUAAUGAUGUGUUUCACCUUAUA
This is a messenger RNA of Bactrocera neohumeralis, 1601 nucleotides long. It is a transcript of the gene Gr77a, whose product is annotated as putative gustatory receptor 77a. The record is from RefSeq and is a predicted model, not a curated record. NCBI's taxonomy places the organism in Eukaryota, Metazoa, Arthropoda, Insecta, Diptera, Tephritidae. Bases 68 to 1504 code for a protein of 478 amino acids. The transcript is spliced from 2 exons. Gene Ontology annotation, biological process: sensory perception of taste. Gene Ontology annotation, cellular component: membrane.